Coregonus clupeaformis (lake whitefish) is the source of this 609-nucleotide messenger RNA. RefSeq names its product telomere length regulation protein TEL2 homolog. The coding region runs from base 2 to 346 and encodes 114 amino acids. NCBI's taxonomy places the organism in Eukaryota, Metazoa, Chordata, Actinopteri, Salmoniformes, Salmonidae. Gene Ontology annotation, biological process: telomere maintenance via telomerase; protein stabilization. The transcript has 3 exons. Gene Ontology annotation, molecular function: telomeric repeat DNA binding; Hsp90 protein binding. The record is from RefSeq and is a predicted model, not a curated record. Gene Ontology annotation, cellular component: cytosol.
UAUGAGCCAGUGUGAUUCGCUCACCCCCUACGAUAUGUCAGCUGACCAGGAGAUGAGCCAAGCCGCCCCGCCUUGCUACCACCGAGACUGUCUAGAGGCCUUCCUCUCCUCUGAGGACCCAGUGAGGGUGGAGCUCAGUCUGAGCGCUGUUGAGGGACUGGUUAGGAAGAACACUUCUAAAGCCAGAGAGUGGCAGUCAAGAAAUAGAACGGCAAGGCCACAGAACAUAACAUACACAGAGCUGUGGGAGACCAACUCAAGCAUGCCCCUGGUAGAGCCGGGGUUGGUGUUUACCACGCCUUCAGCAGCCUUGAAAAGUCGGAUUGAUCUGUUUGUCUUUGUUUGAUCCAUUUGUUUGUUUUUAGUUUUCAGUAGUUGAAUCCUUUGACGUAUUCUUGAUUUCAACAUUUUAUUUGUCAACAAAAAUGCACUGGAUUGGUUGAAAAAUUAUAUUAAACUUACAUACCAUGCACAAUUUUGACAUAGUGGAAGCUACAUUCAGUUUUUCAUACUAAGAUGGACCAAGAUAUGUGUGGCUUUUGCACAUAUUUGUUCAUUGGUUUUGCAAUAUGUUCAUGCCAUUGAUUAAAAGAGUAAGAAUAGGAUACA